Molecule: messenger RNA, 2632 nt
Organism: Pundamilia nyererei
Lineage: Eukaryota; Metazoa; Chordata; Actinopteri; Cichliformes; Cichlidae
Product: laminin subunit beta-1-like
Exons: 13
Biological process (GO): basement membrane assembly; axon guidance; cell migration
Cellular component (GO): laminin trimer
Molecular function (GO): integrin binding; structural constituent of synapse-associated extracellular matrix
Source: RefSeq, a predicted model, not a curated record
GUACUCGCUGUGACGAGUGCUCGCCUGCUUACUAUGGAAACCCCGAGGAGGCGGGUGGGCAGUGUCAGCCGUGUCAGUGCAACAACAACAUUGAUAUGCUGGACCCCGAAUCGUGCGAUGCCCGGACCGGUGAGUGUUUGCGCUGCCUGUACCACAGCGAGGGUGCCGCCUGCGAGAGCUGCAUGCUGGGUUACUAUGGCAAUGCCCUACUCCAGGACUGCAGGAAGUGCGUUUGUAACCGGCUUGGCAGCGUUCCCUCCAGCUGCCCGUCCUCUGACUGUCACUGUGACCGCAGCAGUGGUCAGUGUCACUGUCUACCCAAUGUGGUCGGCCAGCAUUGCGACCGCUGCGCACCUGACACCUGGAAUAUGGCGAUGGGCACCGGUUGUCAGACCUGCGACUGCGACCCCAAACACUCAUACGGGACAUCCUGCAAUGAGAUCAGCGGUCAGUGUUCCUGUCACACCGGCUUCGGAGGAAGAAUGUGUAGCGAGUGUAAAGAACUGUUCUGGGGAGACCCUGAGAUCAAAUGUCACGCCUGUGACUGUGACCCUCGUGGGAUCUCCGAGCAGCAGUGCAACAAAGUCAGCGGUCACUGCAUGUGCGUGGAGGGUGUGUCCGGGCCGCGCUGCGACACUUGCGCUCGCGGAUUCUCAGGAACUUUCCCCAACUGCAGCCGCUGUCACCAGUGCUUCGCCGAGUGGGACAACAUCGUUGGCCAGCUGACCAAUCAGACACACCGCCUGGUCAACAAGGUAAACGCCCUCAAAGCUAGCAGCGUCAACGGGCCGUACAGGAAGUCCAUUGAAAGCAUGGAGAGGAGCGUUGCCGACAUCCAGACCAUCCUGGAUGGGAAUCCGGCAUCACAACCGCUAACGGAGAUCCAGGAGCUGCUGCAGGAGGCCAGUGACCUGAUGGGAGCCCUGAGCCACACAUUGAACCUUACUGAACAGACUCUGGUCCAGGUGGAGGACUUGGACUUUGCUGCAGGAGCUAAACGAGACACUGUGAUGUCAGAGGCACAGAAGCUGGAGGGGACAGUCCAGGAGCUCCUGGACCAGGUCGAGUUCAUCAAGAACUCCGACAUCAGAGGUGCAACAGACAGCAUCACUAAGUACUUCCUGCAGUCCCAGGAGGCCGAGGCCCGAGCUAACGCCUCCACCAUCGACAGCGGCAGCCCGGUCGAAGCCUCUGCUGCUCUACGGCAGCUCACAGAAGACAAACUGAACCAGACCCGAGAGAAGUUCAUGAAGAGACAGUCUGAGCAUGCUCAAAAACUGGAUGACCUGGCAGGAGAACUGCAGAGUCUGGACCUAGCAGAGCUCAGCAGCAAGACCUGUGGCAGUCCAUCUUUGGGUCAAGACGCAUGCGGGUCUUCUUCCUGCGGUGGUCUGGGCUGCGUGAAUCCUGAGGGCAGGGCCAGGUGUGGAGGAGAAGGCUGUAGUGGUGCGGUAGCAACGGCCAACAGUGUCCUGAGGAAGGCUCGGGACUCUGAACAGGAAAUUGUCCAUGCCAUGGAGGAAGUGGAGAAGCUGUCUAAGAUGGUGUCAGAAGCAAAGCUACAGGCGGACAAGGCCAGGCUGAGUGCUCAGAACGUCCUGAUGAAGACCAACAGGACCAAACAGAAAGUUGACCAGAGCAACGAGGAGCUGCGCAGCCUCAUCAGACACAUCAGAGACUUCCUCACCCAGGACGCUGCAGAUCUUGAGAGCAUUGAACUUGUGGCAAACGAGGUUCUGGACAUGCAGAUGCCAACCACGCCGGCUCAGCUGCAGAACCUGACCGACGAGAUCCGGCAGAAAGUGGGAGAACUGGGACAUGUGGAAAACAUCCUGCAGGAAAGUGCCGACGACAUCCAGAGGGCCGACAAGCUGCUGGACGAGGCUCGCCGAGCCAGCGAGGAGGCGCGUGAUGUCAGAGACUCUGUGGAGAAAGUGAAGCGAGCACUGGAAGAAGCUCAGAGAGCUCAGACGGCUGCCAGCAGUGCUAUCCAGCAGGCCACGGCCAACAUCCACAACACCAGCCACCUGUUGUCCUCGGUGGAGUCGGAGACGGCAGAUGCUGAGUUAAAGCUUUCAAAUGCCACCCAGAGGCUGCAGAAGCUCGAACAGGAUGUGACGCUGUUGAAGGAGAAAGCUGUGAACGUUACUCUUAGUGCCAAACUGACCAAUCAGGAAUCAGUGAGCGUCAGAAGCACGGCAGAGGAGCUGAAGAAGGAGCUGGACAGCGAGCUGAAGGAGAAGUAUGCCACCGUGGAGCAGCUUAUUGGUCAGAAGACGGGAGGCAUGGUUGACGCCAAGAAGAGGGCACAGUCACUUCAGCAGGAAGCCAAAGAGCUGCUGCUGCAGGCCAGUGACAAGCUGCAGCUGCUGAAAGAUUUGGAGAAGUCUUAUGAAGACAACGAGCGCGCUCUGGAGCAGAAGGCAGAGCAGCUGGUGGAGCUGGAGGCAGCAGUGAAGGGGCUGCUGCAGGAGAUCAGCCACAAGGUGACCGUCUACAGCACCUGUGUGUUUUAGGAUCGAAGGUGACCGAACGUCUCGAAGACAAGAACUGCUCCGCUUGUAUUUUCUUCUAUAGUUUUUACUCCCAUGUUUAAUCCUCGUGUUAAUCUCAAUAAAAAGAUCAAAUCAGA